This is a messenger RNA of Paramecium tetraurelia, 2247 nucleotides long. RefSeq lists its product as uncharacterized. Gene Ontology annotation, biological process: peptidyl-lysine monomethylation. The record is from RefSeq and is a predicted model, not a curated record. The transcript has 6 exons. NCBI's taxonomy places the organism in Eukaryota, Ciliophora, Oligohymenophorea, Peniculida, Parameciidae. Gene Ontology annotation, molecular function: protein binding; protein-lysine N-methyltransferase activity.
AUGCAAUUCGACCAAAAGAAAACUCAUGAUUUAAAGCUAAAUCCAAAAUAUUAAAAUCUCUUAAAGUGGGGAUUAGAUAAUGGUGUGAUCAUUAAAGAUGUAGAUCUCCCAGCAGCCUUUGGAGAACUCACUGGCGUUGUUGCAACAUAAGAUAUUCCUGCCAAUACAGCAAUCAUCUGUGUCCCUUAAACUUUGAUCAUAUCCCAAGAAAAAUGCAAGUUGAGUUCAUUAUCCAUUGUCUACGAUAAGCAUCCUGAGCUAUUCGAUGAAAAUUAGACCUCCGAUGCUGAAUUCAAUAUCCUAAUUUUUUAUUUGUUCAAUGAGAAGAAAAAGGGGGAACAAUCAUUUUUUUAUCCAUACAUACAAGCCAUACAAACCAAUAAUACCCUAAUAGAUUGGACCAAAGAAGAACUUAGCUAAAUUGAAGAUCCAAUAGUACUUGAUGAAUUUGCUAUUGUAAGCGAGGAUUUAAAAGUCUUAUGGAAUUAUGCAUAAGAUAUAUUUAAUGAAUUUAUCCAAAUCUUUGGAGAAGUAAGACCGACUGAUAAACAAGAUUUUUAUUGGGCUGCUUAAAGUGUUAUGAGUAGAUCCUUUGGUUGGUCUUUGAAAUCCACCAGCAUGAUUCCUAUUGCUGAUUUUCUCAAUCAUUCCAAUAAAGCUUGUACUCAUUACUUUGUUCACUCCAAAGUUGAGAAGCUAGAAUAAGAAAGACUUCAAGCUAAAAAUAAUAGGAGAAAUAACCAAGAUUCUAACAGUGAUAUUGAUGAUCUACAAAAUAUGGAAGAUUCAUUUAUAAGAUUGGUGUAGGAGUAUUAUAAAAUAAAAGGGAAUAAAAUUAAUUUAAGUGCUCUUAAGAUACAAUAAGACGAAUCUAAGAUCAAAUAAUUUGAAGAUUAAAAGAAGACCUUUAUUUUAUAACACUAGCAGUAUCUAACAGAAAAUCAAUUAAAAGAUAUAGAUAAUUUGGAAAAUCUGUCAAAUGAAGUUAAAAGAUCUAUGAUUAAUUGGAUCAAUUAUGAGAAAAUGAUACAAAAACCAGAGGUCAACCUUUGGGAUUUGGGAUUCGUUACAUCCUCAGAUAGUGAAGACAAUGAUUCUGAUGAGGACCUUGAACUAGCCAGAAACUAGCAAUUAGAAUCGGUGAGACAAAAAGAGUUAAUAGAAUGGAAAAUUAAAUUAAAAGAAGAAAAACAAUAGAAGAAUUAAAAGUAAGGGAUAAAUAUAUAAGAAAUUACAAUUUAGUAAUAAAAUUAAGAGCUAAAUAAUCAAUAAAACGAAGGAGGAUAUAAAACAGAUAGUGAGAAUAUUGUGACAAUCAGUCUAAAUAAUGAAAAGAAAAACUAAUUAACCAUCUAAGGCUUGCCUACAUAAUAGAUCUAAACUUUGAAAUAGAAUCAGCAAUAAAUGAUGGAAUAAUAAGAAUAGUAGGAUAAAGAGAAUGAGAGUGAUGACAGUGAAGAGUCUAACUGGGAUUGGCUUGAGGAGAAUGAUUAAGAGGCUUAUUUUUGUAUAACAACUACAGAACCAAUAAAGCAAUAUGAAUAAGUUACUGUGUCUUAUGGAAGAAGAACCAAUAGAUUCUUACUCAGCUGGUAUGGAUUUACUUUACCUGAAAAUAAAUACAGUUCCUUUAAUUUUAGAUUAUGGCUCAAUACAGAAAUUAGUAAAGAAAAGAUGUAAAGUUAGAAGUAGAUCUUUGACACUAUUACUAUUAAUAAGUUGAUUAGUUCUAAGGAAUGGGACACGGGUAAGAUCAAAUUUAAUGGAUAUGAAAUUCCUGUCUCAUCAAUUACAAAGGAGUUCAGAAUCAAAAAGAAAAAACUCAAUAUGGACUUGAUUAUGUAUUUGAGAUUGUAUCUAAUGCUUUAUAAAGUCUAAGAAAAGGAUGUGUAUAUCACUAUACCGGUUUCAGUUGAUUAUGAAGUAUUUGUGAUGCAGUUUUGUAUAUAAUUAUUGUAGCAUUAUCUUAAUUCCUACUCUUAGGAAUUAGCCUAAGACAUUAAAGAAUUAGAUACCUAAAUAUCAUUCUCAAGAAGAUUUGCGUUACACAUAAAUAGAGAACGCAAAGAAAUUCUUAUCAAUUAGGUUAUGAUUCUAUUGGAGGCCAUUAUUAUCUUAAAAAAGUACAAGGAAAGCAAUGAUUUGAAGCAAGCAUACAUAUCAGAAAUCCAUAAUAAUGUUCAUUACAAGGUGGAAAUUUUAAGAGGCUUAAAGGGUUAUCUCUAAUCAAUUCAUGAAUUUCUUUGA